Malassezia globosa CBS 7966 is the source of this 1743-nucleotide messenger RNA. RefSeq lists its product as uncharacterized. The transcript has a single exon. Bases 1 to 1743 code for a protein of 580 amino acids. NCBI's taxonomy places the organism in Eukaryota, Fungi, Basidiomycota, Malasseziomycetes, Malasseziales, Malasseziaceae. The record is from RefSeq and is a predicted model, not a curated record. Gene Ontology annotation, biological process: carbohydrate metabolic process. Gene Ontology annotation, molecular function: hydrolase activity, hydrolyzing O-glycosyl compounds.
AUGUUCAAUCACAGUGAGACGUUCCGUCCGCUCCUGCAAUUCAACGGCGAUCCAACACAGUCCAGAUUCGUAUUUGAACAGGGCUAUCUUGGCCGGGGCAAGGACGGCGUCUUACUAGAGAUGUCUGCAUCACAUAAUUCGCGUGUUUCUUCAUCGCGCUACCUCUUAUAUGGUCAAGUGUCUGCGAAGCUUCGGCAUGAUCCGUCGUCGGGCUUCGUCACAACGUUUGGGACCGCGUCGGAUGUGGGCGACGCUAUUUUGUUCCGCCUAGGUGGUCCAAACUCGUCGCGUAUUACUACAGACUAUGCAGCCAUGAACACGCCAGCUCAGGAUAUCGGGACUCAGAAGUACAUAAAUAACUUCGAUGUGGCUAAGUGGCACAAUUAUACCAUUGACUGGACACCGGACAAGAUUGAUUGGAGAGUGGAUGGCCAAAGUAUUCGAAGGGUGUACCGUAAAAAGGCUGGCAACAAAUUCCCUGUGUCUCCAUCGCGGGUCCUGUUAACGGCGUAUGGUGUUGGAGCGGACGAUUCAACAAAAGAAAAGCAUUGGGCCAAUGGCACUCUUUCUAUCCAGGAUGAUGGAUAUAAGAAGCGAGGCUACUAUGCGCACGAGUUUGGCUACCUCUCUAUAAGUUGCGCGGAUCCCAACGUAGCCAACGCCAGCGUGUCGGGUGUGGGCAAUAAGCCCGUUGCUUACAUUUAUACUGGAAGGAGAGACAACCAAACCAAUCGGCCUGAAUUUUCUCUUUCCCGCGACCAGAUCCGUGCGCUCCAAGACCCGGCCAAAGAUGGUCCCCUAGGAACACCUGGAAAGCCAGGCAUGUCACCAUAUGGACCCAAACCUAAUAUGUACACGGGUGGAUCUGGCAAUCUUAGCACAACCAGCAGCACUACUGGCGGCGACUCGAAUGAUACAGUGUCUAAUGGUGUGAAGAUUGGCGUACCGGUUGGAAUUGGUGGAGCCGUUUUGCUUGGCGCAUGUACGUUACUCCUCUUUUACUUUUUGCGACGACGCAGUCGUGCUAAGCGUCGCCCCCCUUCCAUUGUGUCUGAGCCGGAGCCAAUGCAGGAAGCCCGAGUAGUGUCACCGGCUUCUCCACAAGUCGCUCCAGUGUUCCAGCAGCAGCACACAGAUUUCAUGCCUGUGACGUUACAGCAACCUUACGGUGUGAAUACGCACUCAUCCGUUCCCCCAAUGGAACAAGCGGGCGAGCACGACGCCGCAAGUGUGCCUCUUCAGCAAGAUGCUCUGUCGAUUCAAUCCAUGACUUGUGAGAAAGGCAAUGAGCAUGAAUUAGAUGAAGCCGCUUUCUACUAUCAGGACCCAUUUGCCGCGCAACCAUCUUACGAGGUGGAUGGUGACUCACAGUCAUAUGUCUCGGAUGAAAAACGCCAUAUGCAUUACGCCGGGCAUGGUGCAAUGCGCCGAUUUUAUCCGCAUCUUUCCGAGGAAGAAAACGAACGCCUGGCUGCACAGGAUGCAUGGGAUGAGCUUCGAGAAGCUGCUAUUGGCGUCACUGACAUGCCGUACUUUAGGGGGCGUCGCGCUCUAUCCUCGGAGUUCGGCGACGAUGAACGUUCGUCAGACCUGUUUAUUUCACCUAAUCGGCAGUCCAGGAGAGCCCAGCGCUCAGGACGCGCACAUCAAAGAGCUGCCUACUCGGAAGGCGGAGCUUUAAGUCCAGUCAUGUCAAGCAUACCUUCAUUUUCCACCCCAUCGCCCCGACUGAAAGGCUGGUAA